UUUGUAACUACGAAGGAGGUUUCUUCGAAGUCACAGGAUCGCAAAAUGGUGGACAGUCGCGGAUGGGAAACGGAACCAUUUAGGGAUAAUACAUCUGCUGAUGUGGUUGCUCAGGUGCAAAAGAAGUACUUGCGGUUCCUUAAUGAUUAUGCAUCACAGUUAAAAGCUGUUGAAGAUGCUCUGGAUGACACGGUUGGAGAUGCAUGGGACUUCACUCUUGAUCCCAUUUCACUCCAGGCACUUCCCUGUGAGCAAGCCAAGCUGCUGGAGCUGAUCAAGACUGACAAUAAGGUCUUCAAUAAAGUGAUAACAGUCCUUGCUGCACUAUGCUGUGAAAUGCAAGAACUCAAGCAUGAGGCUGAAACAAAGUAUUAUGCCCCAUUGCUACUCUAUGAAGAAUCCUUGGAGGAAUGCAGUUUAGAAGAGGGAGAAGCUCAGAUAAAAAUUGGAAGAAUGCUGUCUUUCUUGAAGGAUGUUUCAAAUUUUGUUCAAAGGUCAUACGAAGUUGUGAAAAACGUUCUACUCCAGUUGGCUUCCUUGUACAACAGGGGUGGAGGAACUCAGGCUGUUAUGGGUGUAACAGAUGUUCACUUCACGGUUGUCUUUGAGCACCUUGGGGAUUUGCUUGGAGUGCUCAUGACUCUAGAUAAGAUUGUUGGAAACAGCGCCAUCUUUAAAGACCACUGGAAAUUGUAUAAACGAAUGCUUAAAUCAGUACACAACAAUGCAACAAGGUUUGGUGUCGAUGAAAGCAAGCUUAGGCCAUUUGAAAAGCUUAUUAUCGAGCUGGAGGGCCAAGUUCUUGGAAAUGACGUCAUCUUUACGAAUUGCAUACGGCAGCACUUUGAUACGAGGUUUGUGCCAGUUGCGAGGAAUCCAGCAUUAGCCGAGGAGUUCAUGACGUGUAUGAGGCUGAUAUUUGCUGACAUAGAAAGCAGAAUCGGUGAAGCAAACGAAGUGAAUCAAAGACACAAAUAUGUCAGUCUUCUUGGCCUCUUCGUCUUACACUUAACAAUCUACAGAAAUGUAGACAAACGAUUUGUGAAGCAAAUAUGGGAUGUUUACAAGAAAGUGCCAGCUAUCCAUCUUGUUGGCAAUAUACUCCUCUUCCCUGACGAAUUUCUAUUGUCACAAGCCCCGGCUGUAGCGAAUUUUCUUGAUCGGAGGCAAAUCGAGGCUGUAAAAACUGCCAGAGUGACCUACUUGAACACUUGUAACCAGUCUCUUACAAAGGAAGCGCAGAGGUUGUAUCUAUUGAUAAACUCGUGGAUGAUAAAAAUGGAAUCAGCCACAUUUGCUGAUGACUUCAACAACAAGGCUGUUUUGUUUAUUCAGGGAAUACUGUAUGCGUACACUAUAAGUCACAUGAUUAGAACCAUAAUGAACCUGCACGUUGCCUUGUCAAAGCCGAUGACGAAAUCAGCUGUUUUGGCAUUCUGCAGACUUAUUGAACUUCUCAAGGCAAUCGAGAAUACGUUCCACCGCAGAAGCAUGCUGGUAACAGAUAUGAUCCUCUACAUCAUUCACUUUCUGUCGGUGAAUUCUAUCUCAGUUAUUGACAUUGCUAAGAAUUUGAUUACAGCUGACAAAAAAUACACAGAUCGCAAACUUGAUAUGAUUGCUGCAUAUCAGCUAGCUCAAAAUGCAUUAGACGGUGUUGGCACCAAGGAAAGGCGACUAAUUUUAUCCCUUGCUUUGCAAGCUGGAAGUGCCCAGAGAAUCUUCAAAGAAGAUGAGUAUAACAAGCUUCAAGGACUUUUAAGAAAGCUUGAGAUACUUGUGGAUUUGAGAAUUCACAUCCGGAAUGCUUGCGAUUGCAGCUUUCUCUACUGGCACCGCGUAAUUAUGCCUGUGUACCUGACUGACUUAUUUGAUAAUGCAAUUGAUGUCCAUCGCCUACACUACAUUUUUGUUGCCCUUCGUGACUGUGCUCCGCAGCUACGCCUCGGCGGACACGAAGAAUCAUCUGAUGCGCUGGUCGAAGCCUUUGAUAAAGAGGUUACAGCAAUUUUGAAAGAGAAUCUUCUGGAUCGGUUGUGCAACGCAAUUGAAACUGAUCUCAGGCUCAGCAUCCACCGUCAUCUGCAGCUUGAUGACAGAAACCCUUUCAAGGUUGGGUAUAAAGAUUUGUCGCAGUUUUUGAAAAUGAAGCCUGUGAGGUUCUUUGAUAGAUUUAUCAACAUCAAAGUUUAUGUCACCCAUUAUUUGGACAAGACAUUCUACAAUCUAACGACAGUUGCCCUGCACGACUGGAAAACAUAUGGUGAAAUGAGAAACCUUUGUGUACAGAAAUAUGGCCUCACAAUGACAGAAGUUCAUUUACCAAGUCAAACGUUAGAGCAGGGCCUAGACGUCCUUGAAAUCAUGAGAAAUAUACACGUUUUUGUUGCAAAAUAUGCAUACAAUCUCAACAACCAGAUCUUCGUAGAGAGAGCCUCGAACAACAAGCAUUUGAACACAAUUAACAUCCGACAUAUUGCUAAUUCUAUACGAACUCACGGGACAGGCAUCAUGAACACAACUGUCAACUUCACCUAUCAGUUCCUGCGCAAGAAGUUUUAUAUCUUCUCACAAUUUUUGUAUGAUGAGCAUAUCAAAGCGCGACUCUUAAAGGACAUUCGAUUUUUCAAAGAAACUCGAAAUGAAACAGAUCAGAAAUACCCGUUCGAAAGGGCCGAAAAUUUUAACAGAGGAAUACGAAAACUUGGCGUUGUCGAUGGCCAAAGUUAUCUCGAUCAGUUCCGGUUACUGGUCACACAAAUUGGAAAUGCAAUGGGCUAUAUUAGAAUGAUCCGAUCUGGUGGCCUCCAUUACGUCAGCAAUGCUGUGAGGUUUGUGCCCGAUCUUGAAGACAUAGUCUCCUUUGAAGAGCUGACAACAGAAGCUAAGCUCGGCGAUGAAACCACAGACGCCUCCAAGAAGGUUGAUGGUGCCUUAUCCGACCUGACCAAAAAUUUUGCCGAAGGAACUGAGUAUUUUAAGAUGUUAGUGGGCGUCUUCGCAUCACAGUUUCGCGAUUCCAAAAACAUGCAUCUGAAGAACUUUUACAUCAUCUUGCCACCGUUGAUUUUGAAUUUUGUCGAGCAUUCUAUGAACAGCAAGGAGAAAAUGAACAAGAAAAACAAAGUCGGUGCUGGGUUUACGGACGAUGGUUUUGUGAUGGGUAUAGCGUACAUUCUGAAACUGCUUGAUCAGUACAGCGAGUUUGAUGCAUUGCAUUGGUUUCACUCCGUCAAUGACAAAUACAACAAAGAAAAGCAAAACACGGUUACCAAAGCUCGUGAAGGAAAAGAUGAAAAGCUGCAACAAGCAACGAACCUUACAUUGAGACGACUCAAUGAUUAUCAAAGAGAAUUUGAAUUAGUUUAUUAUUCACUGAGCAGCGCAAGAAUUUUCUUCAGGGCCGAUAGGACAGCUGCGGAGGAGUCCGAAGAAAAAUCCCAAAAAACCAGUGCAGAUACACCACAAGCUUCAGAGACAGAAACAGCAACAACCGCAUAGUGACGUCAUUAGUCAGCUGAGUCAGGAAUAGAACUGCUUGAUAGAAGCGAAGGUACAUAGGUUAUCCCCGUAUUCACCCGUAUACUCUGCUUUGUUAAAUGAGAUUAAACAUUAGGUAUUCUGGAAAGCGCUUUAUUGGAAGGUUAGAGUUUUCAUAAGGGUCAUAGCAAAGAUACAAAUUGAUUCCCAUUUCCAUUAUGAUGAUUAUGUUUACUUGGCCUCCAAUUCCAACUUUUUGGCCUCCAAUUCAACAUCGACCUUUAAGGUAACCAUCUUCAUCAACAAAAUCCCCUGUCUUUGAUAUAACCACUAUUACCAGAAUAAGUUGCCUAAUAGUGAAGAUGAUUGGCAAAGAAAUGAAACGUUUAUUGAGACACUAUAUUAAGAGACUCUCCUCCAUAUGACUUUUGAAGCAAAAUUUCAGCAGAGCCUAAGAUUUGCUCUCAAUCUUUUAAUCGGCUUUGAUUUGUUAUUAUCUCAUAACUUGAUCAGAACAGGCGUGUGAAUCGGUGAGCCUAUCCUUAACUAAACUCUAGACACUACGAUUCAAGAAUAAAGAAAAACAAAAUUGUUCUGAUGGGUAAUUUCACAACUGAUUUGUAUAUAAGACGAUGAGCAUGUAUUUCAUUAUAUCUGAUAUAAUUGGUUUUGUAAUUUUGAAUAGUUUUGUAAGCUUUAAAGUUUACAAAUGAAGAAAAGAAAUUUAUGAUAA
This is a messenger RNA of Rhopilema esculentum, 4213 nucleotides long. RefSeq names its product WASH complex subunit 4. NCBI's taxonomy places the organism in Eukaryota, Metazoa, Cnidaria, Scyphozoa, Rhizostomeae, Rhizostomatidae. Gene Ontology annotation, biological process: endosomal transport; endosome organization. Gene Ontology annotation, cellular component: WASH complex; endosome. The record is from RefSeq and is a predicted model, not a curated record.